Symbiodinium natans is the source of this 582-nucleotide messenger RNA. The record is from the annotation of a GenBank genome assembly. NCBI's taxonomy places the organism in Eukaryota, Dinophyceae, Suessiales, Symbiodiniaceae.
AUGCUGACAACGGCAUUUAUAUCGUCUACUCUUCCGGAAAUGGUCUCGCCGACUCAGCUUCUUCUGCAUCUCGUGGCAUGGGAGCAGAGUGCAGAGUGCAGAGUGCCAGGCCCGCUGGAGCAUGUCUACUUCUACACCCAAGAGGCGAACACCUGGCAAUAUCUUGAAACCGGCGGCGAAGCACCAGAAUGCUGCGGUUUCAGGGGUGGUUGGAGUGAAGAUGCCUACGGGAUCUACGGCCUUGGUGGCUGGAAUCCGGUCCGCGGCUUUAUGAGCGACCUCUACUUCUACAGCCGGCAGGCAAAUGCAUGGCAGCUGGUGACCCCGGAUGGUGAUUCUGUCGGCGGCCGUACCGAUCAUGCAGCCGUCUGGGCCGAGACGCCUGACGGGCUGUAUGUCUUUGGCGGGCGAAUUUCUAGACCGUAUUAUUUGAACGACCUGUACUUCUACAGCCGCCAGGCAUGGAGGGAGGACUUCGAUUGGACUUGUGCAGUCAUGCUGCGUUUCUUACCGAGUCUGACGCAUGAAGCCAUGCAUCAGCAUGGCCUUGAAUGUACAAGGCUACUACUUGUAGGCUGGUAG